Messenger RNA from Mauremys mutica (yellowpond turtle), 4153 nucleotides. RefSeq names its product epithelial splicing regulatory protein 1 (gene ESRP1). NCBI's taxonomy places the organism in Eukaryota, Metazoa, Chordata, Testudines, Geoemydidae. Gene Ontology annotation, molecular function: RNA binding. Gene Ontology annotation, cellular component: ribonucleoprotein complex. The transcript has 15 exons. Bases 320 to 2227 code for a protein of 635 amino acids. The record is from RefSeq and is a predicted model, not a curated record.
GUGGGGAGGGAGGGUGAGCAGGUAGAGCCACAUCCCAAAACAGAGACGCUCGCCUCCAUUGCGCGUCUCCUAGGGGCGCAGCCCUGGUUUGCCUUGGUUCCCAAGCAGUCAGCUACAAAACGGGGACGCUGCACACGCCUCCCCUCCUGAGCAGGUCUCCGGGGAGUGGUGGUGGGUGGGGGAGAGCGAAGUGGCUGCAGGUGUGCGCUGUGGGGGCGGGUUUCUUCCUUUACACUGCAGGGGUGGUGUGUGUGUAGCAGGGUGUUCUCGGUAAACUCGGGGCAGGAAUCCGGUUUCUUGCCCUCCCCUGGCGAUCAUCAUGACUGCGUCUCUUGACUACCUGGUGAUCUUGUUCGGGACGACUGCUGGUGCUCAGGGGGCUAAGCUGGGAUCCGAGGAGAAAGAGCUGGUCCAGCUGCUGUGGAAAGUGGUGGAUCUGGCCCGCAAGAAGGCGGGGAGCCUGCACGAAGUGCUGGUCAGGCCGGAGCGCCUGGACCUGACGGAGGAAUGCAAAGAAACAACCAAGCUGGAGGUGGAGAGCCUGGCGCGAGCCCCGCAGCUGGAACAAGCCCUGCAACAGUUUAACCAGUCUGUGAGCAAUGAACUGAAUAUUGGUGUAGGUACUUCCUUCUGUCUCUGUACCGAUGGACAGCUUCACAUCAGACAGCUUCUGCAUCCUGAGGCUUCCAAAAAGAAUAUCUUAUUACCUGAAUGCUUCUACUCCUUUUUUGACUUGCGGAAAGAGUUCAAGAAAUGUUGCCCUGACUCAUCUGAUGUUAACAAACUGGAUGUUGCUGCCAUGACAGAAUAUUUAAAUCUUGAAAAGAGCAGUCCAGCAUGGCGUUUUGGAGCAUCUCAAGUGGAAGAUAUGGGGAAUAUUAUUUUAACACUAAUUUCUGAAGAAUACAAUCACAGAUUUGCAGAUCCUGAAAGAGUGAACUAUAAAUUUGAAAGUGGUACCUGCAGCAAGAUGGAACUCAUAGAUGAUAAUACCAUAAUCAGAGCAAGAGGCUUACCGUGGCAGUCAUCUGACCAGGACAUCGCAAGAUUCUUCAAAGGCCUGAAUAUUGCCAAGGGAGGUGCUGCACUUUGUCUCAAUGUACAAGGAAGAAGGAAUGGGGAAGCUCUCGUCAGGUUUGUAAGUGAAGAGCAUAGAGAGUUAGCACUACAAAGACACAAGCACCACAUGGGGAAUCGGUACAUUGAGGUGUACAAGGCAACAGGUGAAGAUUUCCUUAAAAUUGCAGGAGGUACUUCUAAUGAAGCAGCUCAGUUUUUAUCGAAAGAAAACCAGGUGAUUGUCCGGAUGCGAGGUCUUCCUUUCAAUGCAACGACAGAAGAAGUGCUGACGUUUUUUGGCCAGCACUGCCCAGUAACAGGAGGAAAGGAAGGAAUCCUGUUUGUCACAUACCCUGACAACAGGCCAACGGGAGAUGCCUUUGUGUUGUUUGCUUGUGAGGAAUAUGCACAAAAUGCACUAAAAAAACAUAAGGACUUGCUGGGUAAAAGGUACAUUGAACUCUUCAGGAGCACGGCAGCAGAGGUUCAGCAGGUGCUGAACAGGUACUCUUCUACACCUCUUGUUCCCCUUGCAGCGCCGCCUAUCCUUCCCGUGUUACCUCAGCAAUUCAUGUCUCCGACCAAUGUCAGAGACUGCAUACGUCUGCGUGGUCUUCCCUAUGCUGCCACUAUAGAGGACAUCUUGGAAUUCUUGGGGGAGUUUUCUGCAGAUAUUCGGACCCAUGGGGUUCACAUGGUAUUAAAUCACCAGGGCCGUCCAUCAGGAGAUGCCUUUAUCCAGAUGAAAUCUGCAGACCGAGCUUUCUUGGCUGCACAGAAGUGUCAUAAGAAGACCAUGAAGGACAGAUACAUUGAAGUCUUUCAGUGUUCUGCAGAGGAGAUGAACUUUGUAUUAAUGGGGGGCACUUUAAAUCGAAAUGGCUUGUCCCCACCACCAUGUAAGUUACCAUGUCUUUCUCCUCCGUCCUACUCACUUCCAGCUCCUGCAGCAGUUAUUCCAACAGAAGCUGCCCUUUAUCAGCCCUCCGUGCUUUUGAAUCCACGAACGCUUCAGCCCUCCACAGCAUACUAUCCAGCUGGCACCCAGCUCUUCAUGAAUUACACGUACUAUCCCAGCUUGCAGCAGAGGAUGGACUUGUACACACAAAUGGCACGGCAAGGACAAUGCCCAAAGAAUGGAUUUGCAUUUAAAGGUCCCAGCAGUUAGACUUUCUUAGAAGAGACGAUUCCUCCUAGCUUUCUGAUGUUUGUGAACAACUACAGCCAGACAAUUGGAGAUCGUUUGAUUACAUUCCUAGUUCUUCAUUUGGUCAAGCCAGCUGUUCAUAAGAAAAAUCACCAGAACCUUGGAAAUCAUAUUGACCAGUAUCUAAUUUUUAAAAUAUUAAAUACACAAUGUCCAUAGAGACUCUCAUACACAAAUUGUCACUGUAACCACUGAGCCCUUCACUGAGAGCACAAGUUGAGAGAUCACGAGUCCUGAUUUUUUUUGUCUAUACAGAAAGUAUUAAAAUGCUUUUCACAUGAAUAGAAUUAUAGUUUAGAUUAAACUUUCCAGAUUCAGGACUAUGUUAAUAUACAAAGUAUGUUUGAAACAUCCAAUAAGCCCAAAUUUUUUAAUCUAUUUUGCACACAGUUUAACAUUUUAAAAAAUUAUAUAUAUAUUAGGACCUUUAAUUAUGCAUUCAACAUUUUUAUAAAACAUUGUUUUCUUGCCUUGUACAUAUUUGAUUGUUCUGUGCAAAAAACCCUCUGUAUACUUUGACAGAUUCCAACCAGGAUUACUUUACACAGUGCAGAAAUGGUUAUGAAUGUAAAAUGAUUACCUGAAAAUUACUGUAACUUUGUAAAAUACAUGAAGUAUGAAACGUUAAAUGUUUUCUCUCCAACUCUUUUUUCAUCUUGUAUAUUGAUUAUAUGUAUAAUGUGUAUUUAAGUGAAUACUGACAGAAGCUAACUGCAUCAGUCCCAUUUCUGAUGUCCCCAUCCUACCACCUACCAGAUUCUUUGCAUGGCGAGUGUUAAAUGGCUUUCUGUCCAAGAGAAGUUCUCAUGAUCAUGAUCCAUUGCAAGACUCAACUUCAGAGGAGUACUAAAAUCAAUUUGAGAGGCCUGGUUGGCUUAAACUAACAAUGGAAGAUGGAAAUUCUCUCCAAGUUACCUGUUCUUAUCUAGAUCACACAGGUAGAAACUGAAAGGUGUUAUGAUCCGAUAACUGAGAGAUUAAUAUGUUCAUGCUCUCUGAACAGGUGUCCAUUGGCCAGAAAUCACCAACACAACUGGCAGUCCUUGCAAAGGUCAAGGUUUGAAUACAUAAACUGAUCUAUUGUUAAUCUCACUUAAAUGGUUGAUGUCCUUCUGGAACAGACUUGUGGUCUAUUAGCAAGACUGUAUAGCAAGCCUGCACUCUCCCUCUGUCUGUGCUGCUACUUCAGCUUCUAGUUCUGUCAGACUAACUUGUUCCACGAACUUUAAACUUUUUUUUAAAAAAGCAAGGAGGAAAAAAAAAUCCAAUUUUGAAUGUGACUAAAAGUGAAAAAUAUUUUGGAUAAUGAGGUUUUUGGUGCAAUAGAGAGAUCUGUUAGAAGGCAUAGAUGGGACAUCUCUCUUGCAGCCUGUUCAAAAUAUUAUCAAAGCCCUGGUUUUCAAAAUGACCUGCACAGCAGUAACCAUCUCAAAUCUUAUCUUGUGAAAAUUAACAACAUAGAAUUUUUUCUGGCUUACAAAAUCACUGCCAGACAAGAUAAAACAGAUAACAAAUUGUUCUGUCCCAUUGGAAAAAAUCUGUUUGGCUAUAAUUGUAGAGCUUGAUGUUGAUACACAUUUAUCCUCCUGGAAUCUUGUUUGCUCAAUUUGUUAGAAAAUAGAUAUGUACAAAAUGUAAAAGUUUCUGAGGGGAGGGGAGUGGGGGAAAUGGGAAGCUAAAAAUACUCUUAUCUGACUGAGACAACUUGUUUUGAGCAAAGGGAAUAUUUGGUAAGGAAGAGUCAAUUCAAGACAUAUAAGAAUCAAAAGCUACAGUGUAAUAUUCCCCCAGCAGUAUUUACACUAAUGGAGUCAGUGGUGGUGUUUUUAAAUGUUAAUUUGAUUUUAUUUUUAACUUCUUUUAAGACUUCAAAUAUAGUGUGAGUAA